This is a messenger RNA of Colossoma macropomum (tambaqui), 2297 nucleotides long. RefSeq names its product VPS33B late endosome and lysosome associated (gene vps33b). Gene Ontology annotation, biological process: intracellular protein transport; vesicle-mediated transport. The record is from RefSeq and is a predicted model, not a curated record. Gene Ontology annotation, cellular component: lysosome; CORVET complex. Bases 87 to 1940 code for a protein of 617 amino acids. Lineage: Eukaryota; Metazoa; Chordata; Actinopteri; Characiformes; Serrasalmidae. The transcript is spliced from 24 exons.
AAACGCAUGCUUUUGAUUCCCGUUUCUUCCGUACGCGUAGUGGGCGAGGAGAAGCACAGUUGUGGUGCUACUCUGCAGAGUCCCACAUGGCGCACACUGGCAGGAGAGAUGCUCCUGAACUUCCAGACUUCUCCCUCCUUAAAAGACUGGCCAGAGACCAGCUCAUCUACCUGCUGGAACAACUGCCAGGAAAGAAGGACUUGUUUAUUGAUGCAGAUUUGAUGAGCCCUCUGGACCGAAUAGCUAAUGUGACCACACUCAAGCAACAUGAAGUGGACAAACUGUACAAAGUUGAGCUCAAACCUAUUGUCAGUACAUCAGAUCAGCUGUGCUUCUUGAUACGUCCUCGAAUACAGAUUGUGAAAUGGAUUGCAGAAAUAGUUAACUUGGACAAGGCGUCUGGAAGAUUCAGAAGAUAUAAGAUCAUAUUUACCCCUCAGAAGUUCUAUGCAUGUGAGACAGUUUUGGAGGAGCAGGGGGUCUAUGGUGAUGUGACAACAGAUGAGUGGGCUUUCUAUCUCCUUCCUCUUGACGAUGACAUCAUAAGCCUAGAACUGCCUGAAUUCUUCAGAGAUAAUUUCCUGGAGGGAGAUCAGCGCUGGGUGACCACAGCUGGAAGUGCAUUACGUCUGGUAUACUCCUUAUACGGGCCCUUCUCAAAGGUGAAUGGGAUUGGACGAUGUGCCAAGAUGGUGUAUGAGUCAUGGAGGGAUCAAGUGAAGGAUGGAGAGCAGAAAGCACAGCAGCCUGAGAUUGGAAACGUUUUCCUCAUCGACAGAGAUGUGGACUUUGUUACUCCACUGUGCUCUCAGGUUGUCUAUGAGGGACUGGUGGAUGACAUUUUCAGGAUUAAAUGUGGUAGUGUAGAGUUUGGACCUGAAGUCACCUCCUCUGACAAGAGUAUAAAAGUGAUGCUUAACUCUCAAGAUAAGGUGUUCAAUGAAAUCAGGAAUGAGCACUUCUCCAACGUGUUUGGCUUUUUGAGUCAGAAGGCCCGAAAUCUUCAAACAGCAUAUGAUAAACGGCGUGGGAUGGACAUCAAGCAGAUGAAGACGUUUGUUUCGGAGGAACUGAAAGGCCUGAAACAGGAGCACCGUCUUCUCAGUCUGCAUAUCGGUGCAAGUGAAAGCAUAAUGAAGAAGAAAACAAAGCAAGACUUCCAGGAAUUGCUGAAGACUGAACACUCUUUACUUGAAGGUUUUGAAGUUCGGGAAUGUAUCUCCUUCAUUGAAGAACACAUUAACAGACAGAUAUCAAUGAUUGACAGUCUGAGACUCCUUUGCCUGUUGUCGAUCACCGAAAAUGGACUUCUCCCCAAAGAUUAUCGGUCCCUAAAGGCUCAGUACCUCCAGAGUUAUGGCAUAGAGCACCUGCUGACCUUUGCCAACCUGAAGCAAAUUGGCCUGCUAGUGGAGCAGCAGCCUGGUGAGACACUAACAGUCAUGGAAAGCAAAGUGGGCAAACUGGUCAAUGACAAGACUGCUGGAAAACUGACUGAUGCUUUCUCCUCCUUGGCCAAGAAGAGCAACUUCCGAGCACUGAGUAAAAGGCUGGUGCUGAUUCCUAAAUCAGGGGAGGAAUAUGACCUCCGUGUCCCACGAGACAUGGCCUACAUCUUCAGUGGGGCUUAUAUACCUUUGAGCUGCAAACUGAUUGAACAGGUAUUAGAGAGAGAUGGCUGGACAGGGCUUGAGGAGGUCACACGCAUGUUGAAUGGACAUGAAUUUGCAGUAACAGGAGGCACCAAUGGAACUGAAGCAAGAAUCAAAACGGAUCCUCAGAGGAUUAUUCUUGUGAUGUUCUUGGGAGGAUGUACUUACUCUGAAAUUUCUGCCCUGCGUUUCUUAGGUAGAGAGAAAGGGUAUAAGUUUAUCGUGCUGACCACAGCCAUCACAAACAGUGCCAGACUGCUGGAGGCUCUGUUGGAUAAUCAUGCUUGAAUCUCCAGUGGCUGCUGUUAACAAGGUGACAGAGUUGCGGGAGAUUUGGUUGUGACCUGCCUGUAGGACGCAGCUGAAAGAGACAUUCCAGAGGGAUUUUUUCCUCAACAAUGGACAUGAAUGCCAUCACUGACCAACAGCACUACAUAUUGCCGUUUCAGUGAAUAAUGCAUACUUCUGGGAGACCGUAUGGUUCUGAAGACUCGCCGCUGCGCUGGGACACUCAGUUGCCAAAAGGCCCUUGUAGAAAAUGUUUGUUGUGCUCUGUUUUGAACGUGAUGGGCAAUGUAAUAUAUAAACAGAAUAUCCAUUUCAAUGGUGAAAAAUAAACAUUUAUUUGAUUUUAAAUGUGUGAAA